UCUCUCAUUUCUCUCAUAGCGUGUUCCCUCAUGCUCUCCUCUCCGUUCACACUCUCCCCGUCCGCUUAUCUCCACUCCUCGCUCACUCUGAAAUGUCUCUCUCACCGAAUUUGAUUUCACUCUUUUAGGACUCAUCUUCAUUUCAGAUUGUUAUUUUGCGUGCUUACUUGAUUUCAAGAAAUGGACUCUAGUUUAAUCAAUCCAAGAAAUUUGAGCCGCAAGACAAGAGGAAAAAGAAAGAUAGAAGAAAGCAAUGUUGGGGAUAAAAAAGAGGAUGGAAGAGGUUACUUCACAUGGAAUUUGGACAUGGAGCGUGUUUUAGCUGAAACACUUAGACAUCAAAGAGGUUUGGGCCGCCAAAAUGGAGUACGGGAAACAGUGGCAUACAAUGUUCCAGCUGAUAUUUUGUCUACACGCUUCAAUGUUCAGCUUAAUGAAGAGGAUGUCAAAAACCACAUCAAACUUUGGCGAAGAUGGUAUAGGAUAGUUAGUGAUAUUCUCUGUCAAAGUGGGUUUGAUUGGGAUGACACAAAAUGCAUGAUUACAGUCGAAGAUGAAAAUGCCUGGAAUGAAUAUGUCAAGUCACAUGAAGAAGCCAAAAGAUUCCGAUUUAUGGUCAUUCUGAAUUGGAAUGAUAUUGUAGAUAUAUGUGCGGAAGAUAGGGCAAGUGGAGUUCAAGUAGAACAUGCAUUUGAUGAGGAUGAUGUCAUGAGCAAUGAAGCAAGUGUAGAUGAAAAAGGUUCAACUUUAUAUAUUGAUUCAGAGGAACCAAAUUCCGCAACAAAGAAAAAAAUACAAUGUACCUGUGCUAAUAAAGAUAAAGACAUAGAGGGAAUGAUAAAUUCUAUGAGAGAAUUGGCAGAGUCAUUGAAAGAUUUUGUGCAAGUUAGUAGAAAAAAGAUGGAAGGAAUUGCUCAAGAAGUGGUGCAAGAAGUGUUGAAUGAAACGAAGAUAAUUUUCAAUUCUGAUGAUACUCUACGUUAUAAAGCAAUAAAUCAGUUGAUUGAUAGUCCGAAGAAACUAACCGUUCUCAAAGCUCUUCCAUUGAGUGAGAAGAAGAAUUAUCUCUUAGCUUCUAUGUAUUGAGACCAAGUAGAAGAAUAAUGGAGGAUUGUAGUACGAAAGCAUGAGUUGCCCUCUUGAAGUCACAUUUUGUGUAUUUGACAUUUGUUGUAAAAAUUACUGUUUUUCAUAGUUUAUAUUUUAGUAUAAUAAUAGAUGCGGUAGAUAUUUGUUAUAUGUUUGUUUAUAUUAACAUUUUCUUAAUCUGUAGACAAAAUGUUUAUAACUACUACAAAUUCACACACGAUUGUGAGAGCCAAAGUUUGAACUCUGGUAGUAACGUCCAAUAUAACAAUAUUGAAGUAUAAAAGACAAUCAUAUGAUAGCCAAAGUUUGAACUCUGGUAGUAACGUCCAAUAUAACAAUAUCGAAGUAUAAAAGACAAUCAUAUGAUAAAGAAUAAAUAGAUGAGGGCUAAUUCAACACAUUUCAGAAUAUUGAGAUGAAAGUGUGCAAGGGACCUUUUAAAUAAUAGAAGAGAAACAAAGGAUUUUGAGC
This is a messenger RNA of Vicia villosa (hairy vetch), 1560 nucleotides long. RefSeq lists its product as uncharacterized. NCBI's taxonomy places the organism in Eukaryota, Viridiplantae, Streptophyta, Magnoliopsida, Fabales, Fabaceae. The record is from RefSeq and is a predicted model, not a curated record. Bases 181 to 1086 code for a protein of 301 amino acids. The transcript is spliced from 4 exons.